This is a messenger RNA of Hyaena hyaena (striped hyena), 5716 nucleotides long. It is a transcript of the gene N4BP3, whose product is annotated as NEDD4 binding protein 3. The record is from RefSeq and is a predicted model, not a curated record. Lineage: Eukaryota; Metazoa; Chordata; Mammalia; Carnivora; Hyaenidae. Bases 253 to 1893 code for a protein of 546 amino acids. The transcript has 5 exons. Gene Ontology annotation, cellular component: cytoplasmic vesicle.
CUGGGGCAGGCAGGCGAGCGCCACGGAGCGCGUCCCUCCCUCGCCAAUCCGGCUCCGGCGCCUGCCCGCCCGGCCGCUCGCCCGGCCGCGUUUUCCAGGCGCCUGCCGCCUGGCCGCUCCGGCCCGGCUCGCAUUCUCGCCUGGAGCCGGCGCUUGGAGGGAGGGUUCGAAUCCGCGCGAGGGAACUGUCGCGCGCUAGGGGCGCGGAGCGGCGCCAGCAUGAAGCAGCUGCCUGUGCCCUGCUGAAAGUUCAUGGCCACAGCCCCGGGCCCUGCUGGCAUUGCCAUGGGCAGCGUGGGUAGCCUGUUGGAACGGCAGGACUUGUCCCCGGAAGAGCUACGGGCAGCACUCGCGGGGUCCCGGGGUUCCCGCCAGCCAGAUGGGCUCCUCCGGAAGGGCUUGGGCCAGCGUGAGCUCCUCAGUUACCUGCACCUCCCCAAGAAGGACGGCAAGACCGCCAAGCGCGCCCCUCGGUCGGAGACCGCUGACUACACCACCCUCUACUACCGGGAGCAUCCUCGAGCCGGUGACUUCAGCAAGACUUCGCUGCCUGAGCGGGGUCGCUUUGAUAAGUGCCGCAUUCGCCCGUCAGUGUUCAAGCCCGUGGCGGGCGCUGGGAAAGGCUUCCUGUCCAUGCAGAGCCUGGCAGCCCACAAGGGCCAGAAGCUGUGGCGCAGCAACGGCAGCCUGCACACGCUGGCCUGCCACCCACCCCUGAGCCCUGGGCCCCGGACCAGCCAGGCGCAGGCCCGUGCCCAGCUGUUGCAUGCGCUCAGCCUGGACGAGGGUGGCCCCGAGCCGGAGCCCAGCCUGUCUGACUCCUCCAGCGGGGGCAGCUUUGGACGCAGCCCUGGCACCGGUCCCGGCCCCUUCAGCUCCUCUUUGGGCCACAUUAACCACCUCGGGGGCUCCCUGGACCGGGCCUCCCGGGUCCCCAAGGAGGCUGGGCCUCUGGCGAUGCUGAGCUGCCUGCCCGAGCCACCGCCCCCCUAUGAGUUCUCCUGCCCCACCGAGGAGGUGGUGGCCCUGCUCCCCGACACCUGUGAGGAUCUCAAGAGGGGCCUCGGUGAUGAGGACGGCUCCAACCCCUUCACACAGGUGCUGGAGGAGCGCCAGCGGCUGUGGCUGUCCGAGCUGAAGCGCCUGUACGUGGAGAGGCUGCACGAGGUGGCUCAGAAGGCAGAGCGCAGUGAGCGCAACCUCCAGCUACAGCUAUUCAUGGCCCAGCAGGAGCAGCGGCGGCUGCGCAAAGAGCUCCGGGCGCAGCAGGGCCUGGGCCCUGAGCCUCGGCCCCCCGGCGCCCUCCCGGACGCUGACCCUAACACCCGACCGGAGGAGGAAGCCCGAUGGGAGGUGUGCCAGAAGACAGCGGAGAUUAGCCUCCUGAAGCAGCAGCUGCGGGAGGCUCAGGCCGAGCUGGCGCAGAAGCUGGCCGAGAUCUUCAGCCUCAAGACGCAACUUCGGGGCAGCCGGGCGCAGGCGCAGGCCCAGGACGCAGAGCUGGCCCAGCUGCGCGAGGCCGUGCGGAGCCUGCAGGAACAGGGCCCUCGGGAGGAAGCCCCCGGCGGCUGCGAGACCGACGACUGCAAGAGCAGGGGGCUGCUGGGGGAGGCGGGCGGCAGCAGCGAGGCCGGCAGUGGCGCAGGGGGCGCCGAGCAGCUGCGCGCGCAGCUGGUGCAGGAGCGGCUCCGCGCCCAGGAGCAGGCGCUGUGCUUCGAGCGGGAGCGGCGGACGUGGCAGGAGGAGAAGGAAAGGGUGCUGCGCUACCAGCGGGAGAUCCAAGGAGGCUACCUGGACAUGUACCGCCGCAACCAGGCGCUGGAACAAGAGCUGCGGGCGCUGCGGGAGCCCCCGGCGCCCUGGAGUCCUCGGCUGGAGUCCUCCAAGAUCUGAGGCCAGGGCGUGAGCGGGCUGCGGAAGCACCGCCAGGAAACGGCUUGGACGAGCCCGCGCUGAGAGGGCCGGCUCCUUCCUUACACUGGUCGGGGGCCGGGGCUGCUGAGGCCGGUCAGGUGUGGGGAGGCCACCGAGAGGAGGGGUCCAGCGCUGCCGUGGGCUGGAUAGGGUGCCCUCCCGGCAGAGGAGCACCGCGGCAGGGCCCGGCCCUGCUCCCUGGAGUAGAAGUGGCCCAGAGGAGGAGGCUGGGGAACCGAGAGCCCGUGAUGCAGAAGGGCGGGCGUGAAGGAGGGAGGCUGGGACGGGAACAUCGGCCUCCAGAAUAAAACCACAUUUUCUACAAGGGGUUCCCGGCUGAUACGCUGGGCCUGGGCCUGGCUUGGGUCCAGAGGAUUGUGGAUGGUUGGGGUUGGGAGACCUUUACCCAGGCCGUAUGUAGCGCCUUCCACGGUCAUGGUCUGUGGGAGGCCGUGCCCCGCGCCUGUGUGCGCAGCUGAUGGGCAUGUGUGUUGAAGCGCGGAGGAAUCCAGGCCCUAGCACCACUCGGUUCCUUAGCUGCCGUGUGGGCUGAAAUUCCUUUCUUCGGCACCAGUGGGAUUUUUCAGAAGGAACAAAGCCAGAGAAGCCAGAAAAACAAAAGGACAAGUCAACCAAGGAAGGCAUUGCUAGAACAUUCUCUUGGUAGGAAGUCUGGGCCGCAGGCAUCCAGACCCCUGUUGGGUUUGGGGCCGGCCUAAGACAGCUUCCCCCAGAGCACGCAAAGGCUCCCACAGGGGCCUGCCCCUCCCAGAACGCACCUCCCAUAUUUCUGUCUGACUAUGGAGCACCCCUACCACCCCUAGGGAUGGGAGGCCCUGGGAAGGUAGAGGAGACCGAAAAUUUGUGGGUGGGUUACUUGGUGAAGGACCUGUACCACCGCAGGGAAGGUGGCCUUUUCCCUGCAGGCAGUGGAAGGCCCUCGAAUAUUUUUAAGCAAGGUGAGAUGUGAUUUGAUUUGUAUUUUGGAAAGCUCUGCCCUGAGAGGAAGGAGACCUCCCCCUCCAGCCCUGCACGGGGCUCCCUGACCCUUGGGCUCAGCUCCCUAAAGCCCACCCUCACAUCUGGCUUCCCCUGUGGGCUUUUGCUCCCUCCUGGGUAGGUGGCCUGGCUCACAGACCCAGACCCGAGCUGCCAUGUAGGCGGUCCUUCCCCACUCCCUGCAGUCAAGAUCAGCGUCCAUAUGCUGUCGUGCAUUGAGGACUUCCUGUCUGUUAGGCCUUCAGGGCUUGGGGGCUCAGGGUUGAGUUAGAUGUGCUUCCUGCGCACAGACCUCUUGGCCUCCCAGUGCCUGCCCUGAUGGGGCAGCAGCGUCCUCUGGCGUGGUCUCUGCAGAAGCCCCAGUUUGCUCCCUUCGGCCAUGAUUCCCCACUUCCCAGGCCGCCUGUCAGGCCCCAGCAUGUGGGUCCUGGUGGUGAGUGGAUUUGUUGUGCAGGGGCACCUACGGGGCUACGGAGUAUGAGCCGGUGUGCCCCACCUUUUUAGGGUGGAGAAUGGGGUGUGUGCGUUGUCUGCCGUGCAGAUGGUGUGUUUAUGGCCGUGUAAGUGGCAGGUGUGUGUAGAGCUGUCUUGUGGGUGGUGGGUGUGUCUGGGGGGUGUGUCUGGGGCCCCUGGGUUGGAGGCCAGGAGGGCUGUUUCCUGGCCACUCCCUUCUGCCCCAUUUCUUCCUGCCAGUCCCUGCUCCUCUUGGCUCUGGACAGGCUUGGGUAGAGCCUGUGGCCAGGGCAGACCCCUGUGCCUAGAUCCUCUGCUGGGCUGGGGGGCGGGCGCGGACAAGGAGCACCCAACUUAGGCAGGCCAGUCUCCCACAGGCCUUGGAACCCAUUUCAGACUUCUCCAAACUGAAGUCUCUGGGCCAGUGACCCUCCAGAUGCCCCCUCUCCUCCCCCCUCCCCAGCAGGGCAAGGUGCUGACCUGAAACCUGGGUCGCUCCCUCCCCACAGCCUGGAGCUGGGCAGGCUGGGUGCCCAGGUGCCCCACAGUGGCUGGGGUCCACCUUUCUGUGAACCAUCUCUGAAGGACAGCUCUCCACCCUGCAAUUAGAGAGCUGGGCCGGCCAGUACAGCCAGCGGGGAGUGGGUGGGCGGUACCAAAACUUGGCAGGUGUGCCAGAAACCAGGGCCAGACCCAGAUGCAGGGGGAGGGCACGAGGGAGCUGAGGCUGGGGUGGCUCCGAGGGAACCGGAUCCCCGUGAGCUCAUCCCUGCUGGGCAAACCAGUUCCCUGGUCCCCAAGCCGGCUGGGUGGCUCCACGACCAGCUGGUCACAGGAGCCACUGCAGUGGCUACGGCUUUGGAGCAGCCCCUCCCUCCUGCGCCUGGCAGGCCCCUUAGCUCGCCAGCUGCCCAGAGGCCCCUCUCCCCUGGCACAGUAGGCCCAAGCAGCCAGUUCUCCAGAACCGAGGCGAGCUCCCCACCCUGGGCUCCUUGCCCCUGCUCCCUUCUGUUCUCAGCUCAGAUAGUGUCACAUCUUCCAAUCUCUCCCUGGGCCCCCUCAGCCUAUUGCUUGAGGCCUCUGACAGCCUGGUCUCCACAGAGCCCUGGAUAGUGGUCACCCUUUCUGACCCCAUCAGCCCCUCGCAGCGCCUCUGAGCUCUCGUCCUCCAGCCAGAGGCUCCUCACAGCGCCCAGAUAUUGUUUCCUCAGCAAAGCCUUCCCUGAAUUCAUGCCCUGCCCCGCCUGGGCAGUCUCCCCCCCCCCCCCCCCCCGUCCCUGUGCCUACAGACCCCUACUUCUGCUGACUUUGUUGGUCUCUCCAUGGGGCCAUGGGCACUGCCAGGCAAGGUGUGUCUUCUGUUUUUGUCCCCAGAGACCGCUCUGGCUCCAGCCCAGAAGGCACUGGAGGGUUUUGGAGUCCAGAGGAACCAGACCUCUCCCUGGCUGUCAUGGGUUCAAGGUGGGGGUGAAGUGGAGUAGAUGGGGAAGUGUCCUGCUCUGAGUGUUCAUUCACCAUUCACGGACACCAAGCACUGGGGCUGUAGAGCCAGUCCCCAUUCACUGCCCAGGGAGGUACUGCGUGCCAUCGUGGCCAAUGACCCUGCCCCCAUGACCUUUCCCUGUGGCUGGGUGAGGGAGACAGCACACACAUCUGUCCUUGGUAGUGACUGGACCAAAAUAGCGCAGACAUAUACAUCGCGGUGGCCAGUCAGCAGGGCAUGGAGAAGUAAAUUUCUCAGACCGGGUAUUAUAGGUAUUAGGGAGCCUUUCUCCAAAGAGGAAGUGUGCCCCAUGGUGACAAUUCAGAUUGCAUAACUCACUGCCCUAGUGGGCGGGGCUUAGCUCUCUAUGGAUUAGGAAAAGAAAAAGAAAUGUGCUAUUUCUUGCAACAAAGCGAAAGGUGAGGCAUAAGUGCUGAGGAGUUCAGAGGAAAGCUGGCUCACUUUUCACUGCAUGUGAUGAGAGGUGUGUAUUUGACUGUACUUUGAGCCUGACCUUGGCAAGGUCCUUAUAUGGUCCAGUUCUGGCAAGAUUGCUGCUAAGUUUAGCCAGAAACCCCCUUCAUCCACAUAUGACGAUGUUCCUUAUGUAAUCUCCCACCAUCCCCAGGCAACGGCUGGCCUGCCUUCAGCGACUCCUGUGAGGUGCAUUUAGCCAGACUCUGCCUCUGGACCCCAGAGGUUUUCUCUCAGUAAUUUUUCAUCCACUGACCCACCCCCACCUGCUCCUUGGCUGUAAAUUCCACUUUUCCUUGUCGUAUUUGGAGUUGAGACCACUCUCUGUCCCCUGCUACAAAACUCACAUUGCCAUAGCCUCUCUUGAAUAAAGUCUUCCUUCCCAAACUCUUU